Molecule: messenger RNA, 8071 nt
Organism: Jaculus jaculus (lesser Egyptian jerboa)
Lineage: Eukaryota; Metazoa; Chordata; Mammalia; Rodentia; Dipodidae
Product: proline-rich protein 12
Exons: 19
Coding region: 33-6809 (2258 amino acids)
Cellular component (GO): extracellular region
Molecular function (GO): calcium ion binding
Source: RefSeq, a predicted model, not a curated record
GGAAGGGACGUGAACAAUACGACUGCUCCACCAUGCGCAACUCACCUCACAAACCGCUCCUGCCCUCGUCGUUCCUUCAACUUGAGUACAGACACCGGAAAAGAGCGCUUGUUUUCUUUCUCAGCUCCGCCCACUUCCGCAGAACAGUAAGAACCGGAAAUUCUGCUGCCCCUAGUCUCGGAGGUGCCUCGCCCCGCUUGAGUACACAAAAUAUGAGGGGCCAUCCUUCCGUGCUGCUGCUCUGUAUGGGAUUGACCACCUGUAUGGAUACCUCGCCCAAUGGGGAGCAAGACCAAGUUCCUGAGGUAUUCUUGGGCCCCUCGGAGGCCCAGAGCUUCCUGGGAAGCCGAAGGCGGACUCCUAGGGCCAACCACUGGGACCUGGAGCUACUGACCCCCGGGAACCUGGAACGGGAGUGUCGGGAGGAGAGGUGCUCCUGGGAGGAGGCCCGGGAGUACUUUGAGGAUAACACAAUGACGGAGCGGUUCUGGGAAAGCUACAUCUACAAUGGCAAGGGUGGGCGUGGACGUGUGGAUGUAGCCGGUCUGGCGGUAGGACUGACCUCUGGUAUCCUGCUCAUUGUGUUGGCUGGCUUAGGAGCCUUUUGGUAUCUUCACUACAGACGGCGCCAAGUCCGAAGCCAGGAGCCCUGUCUGCAAGAGACCGGGCUCCUCAGUCCACUGAGUCCCCCGACGCCCCUGCCUCCACCCCUACCUCCAGGACUCCCCACCUACGAGCAGGCACUAGCAGCCUCUGGAGUACACGAUGCCCCUCCACCCCCUUACUCCAGCUUGGUCUAUGGCAGCUCCCGGACCUCACACCCAGAAACCGACAUCUUGCAUCGCCAGGCCUACGCGGCCCCCCACCCACUGCAAAGCUAUGCCACCAACCACCACCCGGCAGGCCUUUCUGGACUUUUCGAUACUGGCCUCCAUCACGCGGGCUCCGCAGGGCCCGACGCCUCCGUCAUGAACCUCAUCUCGGCCCUGGAGUCCCGGGGCCCCCAGCCCGGCCCCUCCGCUUCCUCUCUCCUUUCCCAGUUUCGCAGUCCCUCCUGGCAAACAGCUAUGCAUACACCAGGCCCCACGGAGCUCUUCAUCUCUGGCGCCCUUCCGGCUUCCAGCACCUUCCCAUCCUCCUCUGCCCUGUCUGCCUACCAGCACCCGGCUUCCUUCGGCAGCCGCCCCUUUCCGGUGCCCUCCUCUCUCAGCCUCCAGGAUCCCCCAUUCAGUCCUCCUGCUAAUGGGCUCCUAUCCCCCCAUGAUGUACUCCAUUUAAAGCCUUCCCAGGCACCCACAGUGCCCUCCUCCUUGGGUUUUGAGCGCCUGGCAGGUGGUGGUGUCCUGGGGCCUGCUGGCCUUGGCCCUGCUCAGACCCCCCCUUAUCGCCCUGGCCCCCCAGAUCCACCCCCACCUCCCCGCCACCUCCCAACUCAGUUCAAUCUGUUGGCUUCUUCUUCUGCUGCUGCAGCCGCUGCGGCUGAACCAUCUUCCCCUCAGCUCUACAAUUUCUCGGGUGCUGCCCCUGGUCCCCCUCCUGAGCGAGCUCUGCCCCGGCAGGAUACUGUCAUCAAACACUACCAGCGGCCAGCCAGUGCCCAGCCCCCACCCCCACCCCCACCAGCCCAUACCCUUCAGCAUUAUCUGAGCUGUGGAGGCAGCUACCCCUCCAUGGGCCACCGGGCCAACUUGGCCUGCAGCCCCUUGGGUGGUGGGGAGCCCUCUCCAGGCGCUGGUGAACCUAGCAAGGCUGGACCCAGUGGAGCCACUGCUGGUGCAACUGGCCGGGCAGCAGGUCCUGAGACCACUGGUGGCGCUGGGGCUGGGGCUGGUGGUGGUGGGUAUAGACCCAUCAUCCAGUCACCUGGUUACAAGACGGGCAAGGGUGGUUAUGGACCAGCUGCAGGGGGUGCUACCAGGCCCCCACCCUCCCGCUCCACAGCCACUCCCAAGUGUCAGAGCCUGGGUGGGCCAGCAGGAGCAUAUGCCCCCGGGAAAGCCUCUGGGGCUGGGGCAGCUGGUAGCCAGGCCUAUUCUCCUGGUCAGCCCCAAGGUCUUCUGGGACCCCAAGCCUAUGGCCAAGGAUUUGGAGGGGGUCAAGCACAGGACUUAAGCAAAGGCCCCAGUUACUCUGGGGGUCCCCCUCAGCCCCCCAGUGGUCCCCCACCACCUGGCCUGGCUACAUGUCAGAGUUACUCACCAGACCAGCUCCAGGGACAGUUAUAUGGGGUACAAGGUGAGCCAUACCCAGGGCCAUCUGCCCAUUCACAAGGGCUUCCCACAGCCAGCCCCUCACUCAGUUAUAGUACUGGCCAUUCCCCAGCACUCUCAGGCCAUGGAGGUGGCUGGGGACCCAGCUCCCUGGGAGGUGGUGGGGAAGCCAGCCCAUCCCAUAUCAUCCGGCCACUCCAGUCUCCACCAGCCACUGGGCGUCCACCUGGUGUCGGCUCCCCAGGAGCCCCUGGCAAGUACUUAAGCUCAGUUUUAGCGUCCGCCCCAUUCCUGGCACCCCCUGGAGCCAGCAGCUAUGCAGCUGGAGCAGGUGGCUACAAGGGGAAGGGAGAUGGCUCUGAGCUGCUGGCUGGCCCCGGUGGAACACCAGCCGAGCGUACCGAGGAUGAGGAGUUCCUGAUACAACAUCUGCUGCAGGCACCUAGCCCACCUCGGACCUCAGGGGCAGAUGGCUUGGUGGGCGAGGAUGGGGCAACUGAUGCCUCCAAGGGACUCGGAGGGAGUGGUGGGGCUGGGGGCCCACCCGGCACACCCUAUGAGUUGGCCAAGGAAGAUCCCCAGAGGUACCACCUACAGAGUGUCAUCCGAACCAGCUCCAGCCUGGAUGAGGGUGCCACGGCUGCUCUGGAGCUGGGCCUGGGGAGGCUGAAGGAGAAGAAGAAAGGGCCAGAGAGGGGUGGUGAGACCCCUGAGGGGCUGGCCACCUCAGUUGUUCACUAUGGAGCUGGCGCCAAGGAGUUGGGCGCUUUCUUGCAGAAGAGUCCACCACCACCUCCUCCCACAGCCCAGUCUACCCAACCUACACCCCACAGCCUCCUAAUGGAGGCUGGAGGCCCUGACCUCCCGCUGGUGCUGCCUCCACCUCCCCCCCAGCUGCUCCCCUCUGUCCUCAGCCAUGCCCCCAGUCCCUCUCCCAGCGCCUCCAAAGUUGGCGUUCACCUCCUCGAGACAGCCACCCGGGAUGGGGCACCCCAGCCACCUCCGCCUCCACCCCCACCCCCACCAAUGCCACUACAGCUUGAGGCCCAUCUUCGAAGUCACGGCCUGGAGCCUGCUGCCCCAAGUCCCCGCCUACGACCUGAGGAGAGCCUAGAGCCUCCCGGGGCCAUGCAGGAAUUGCUUGGAGCUCUAGAGCCACUGCCACCAGGACCUGGGGACACUGGCGUGGGCCCUGCUAACUCAGAGGGAAAAGAUCCAGCGAGUGCCUAUCGAAGCCCCAGCCCACAAGGCACUAAGGCACCACGGUUUGUGCCGCUCACAUCCAUCUGCUUCCCUGACUCCUUGCUGCAGGAUGAGGAGCGCAGCUUCUUCCCCACCAUGGAGGAGAUGUUUGGUGGAGGGGCAGCAGAUGACUAUGGCAAAGCUGGGCCAACUGAGGAUGAAGGUGACCCCAAGACAGGUGCCGGGCCACCACCAGGUCCGCCUGCCUAUGACCCCUACGGGCCCUAUUGUCCCGCUCGGGCUUCGGGAGCUGGACCAGAGACUCCAGGCUUGGGCCUGGACCCCAACAAACCCCCUGAGCUCCCCUCCACGGUCAAUGCCGAGCCAUUGGGCCUGAUUCAGAGUGGGCCACACCAGGCGGCACCCCCUCCACCACCGCCACCACCACCACCUGCCUCUGAGCCUAAAGGUGGCCUGACCUCACCCAUCUUCUGCUCAACCAAGCCAAAGAAGCUGCUGAAAACAUCGUCCUUCCACCUGCUGCGGCGCCGAGAUCCUCCCUUCCAGACGCCCAAGAAGCUGUAUGCCCAGGAAUACGAGUUUGAGGCAGACGAGGAUAAAGCUGAUGUGCCCGCAGACAUCCGCCUCAACCCACGGCGCCUGCCUGACUUAGUGUCCAGCUGUCGCUCCCGGCCAGCCCUCUCACCACUCGGUGACAUAGACUUCUGCCCACCCAACCCGGGUCCUGAUGGCCCUCGACGUCGUGGUCGUAAGCCCACUAAGGCAAAGCGAGAUGGGCCUCCCCGGCCACGAGGAAGGCCUCGGAUCCGCCCACUGGAGGGCCCUACCACGGCAGGGCCAGCUUCAGCCUCCAUGACUGCUGAAGGGGCCAAGAAGCCGCGGGGCCGGGGCAGAGGCAGAGGCAGGAAGGCAGAGGAAAUGGGAGGCACUCGGUUGGAGCCCCUGAAGCCACUGAAGAUCAAGCUGUCUGUGCCCAAGGCUGGCGAGGGUCUGGGAGUCCCAUCUGGUGAUGCCAUUCCUGGCGCUGACCACAACAACCUAGACUCCAGCCUAACUCGGGAGAAAAUUGAGGCCAAGAUCAAGGAGGUGGAGGAGAAGCAGCCAGAAAUGAAGUCGGGCUUCAUGGCCUCCUUCCUGGACUUCCUCAAGUCAGGCAAACGCCACCCACCACUCUACCCAGCAGGCCUGACACCCCCACUCAGCCCACCCAAGAGUGUGCCAACCUCUAUGCCUGCCAGAGGCCUGCAACCCACGCCACCCACAGCACCCACUGUGCCACAUGCCCCGCCUGCUGGCCCUUUUGGCCUGGGAGGCGCACUGGAGGCUGCAGAGAGUGAGGGGCUGGGGCUGGGCUGCCCGUCGCCCUGCAAACGGCUGGAUGAGGAGCUGAAGCGGAACCUUGAGACACUGCCGUCUUUCUCCUCCGAUGAGGAAGACUCUGUAGCCAAGAACCGGGAUCUACAAGAGAGCAUCUCCUCGGCUAUCUCUGCCCUGGACGAUCCGCCUCUCGCAGGGCCCAAGGACACUUCCACCCCAGAAGGUCCACCUUUGGACACUGAAUCCGCAGUCCCAGGUCCACCCCCUCUCCCAAGCCUGCCCAGUACCAACAGCAGUGGCACACCAGAGCCCCCGUUGCUGGAGGAGAAGCCCCCACCCACCCCACCUCCUGCCCCAACACCUCAGCCUCCACCACCCCCUCCACCCCCGCCGCCGCCUCCUCCUCCUCCACCAGCCUUGCCAUCACCUCCCCCACUGGUGACUCCUGUGGCCAGCUCGCCACCACCACCUCAGCUACCACUGGCACCAGCUCUGCCCUCACCACCACCACCCCCACAGCCAGAAGUCCCACCAGCUGCCCCUCCCGAGGAGCCUGCUGCCCCAUCCCCCGAGGAUCCUGAGCCCCCAGAUGCCCGGCCCCUACACCUGGCCAAGAAGCAGGAAACGGCAGCAGUGUGCGGUGAAACUGAUGAGGAGGCUGGCGAGAGUGGUGGUGAGGGCAUCUUCCGAGAGCGGGACGAGUUUGUAAUCCGCGCAGAGGACAUCCCCUCCCUCAAGCUGGCGUUGCAGACUGGUCGUGAGCCCCCACCCAUCUGGCGAGUCCAGAAGGCCCUUCUGCAGAAAUUCACUCCAGAGAUCAAGGAUGGCCAGAGGCAGUUUUGUGCCACCAGUAAUUAUUUGGGGUAUUUUGGGGAUGCAAAAAACCGGUACCAGCGCCUGUAUGUAAAGUUCCUGGAGAAUGUCAACAAGAAGGAUUAUGUGAGGGUGUGCGCCCGGAAACCUUGGCACCGGCCCCCAGUGCCAGUCAGGCGCUCUGGGCAGGCCAAAGGCCCUACCUCUGUAGGAAGUAGCUCUGCGCCUCCUCCCAAGACCCCUGUUCCACCUCCCAAGCCUGAGACUCCUGAGAAAGUAACAUUGGAGAAGCCCCCGGAGCAGACCCCAGAGCCUGCUGUGCCCGAACCCCCUGCCCCCGAGAAGCCAUCCCCAUCCCGGCCAGUGGAGAAGGAAAAGGAGAAGGAGAGGGUGACUCGAGCCAGUGAGCGCCCCUUGCGGGGCGACCGAGCCACCAGUGGGCGGCAGAUGCGGCCUGAGAGGAACCUGACUACGGGACAGCCUGCCACGUCCCGAGUGCCCAAAGCCAGGCCCACAAAAGUGAAGGCCGAGCCCCCUCCAAAGAAGAGGAAGAAGUGGCUGAAGGAGGCUGUGGGCAAUGCUUCAACAGGUGGAGGCCCUGCUGGCACCUCCUCAGACUCUGAGUCCUCCCCUGGAGCUCCCAGUGAGGACGAGCGGGCAAUUCCUGGGCGUCUGCUGAAGACGCGGGCCAUGAGAGAGAUGUACCGGAGCUAUGUGGAGAUGUUGGUGAGCACAGCGCUGGACCCUGACAUGAUCCAGGCCCUGGAAGACACACACGACGAACUGUACCUCCCUCCUAUGCGGAAGAUUGACGGCCUCCUAAACGAGCACAAGAAGAAGGUCUUGAAGCGGCUGUCCCUGAGCCCAGCCCUACAGGAUGCUCUGCACACGUUCCCACAGCUGCAAGUGGAGCAGACGGCAGAGGGCUCCCCUGAGGAGGGGGCAGUGCGGCUUCGGCCAGCUGGGGAGCCCUACAACCGCAAGACGCUCAGCAAGCUCAAGAGGAGCGUGGUACGAGCCCAGGAGUUCAAGGUGGAGCUGGAGAAGUCAGGGUACUACACCCUCUACCACUCUCUGCACCACUACAAGUACCACACCUUCCUGCGCUGCCGCGACCAGACCCUGGCCAUCGAGGGUGGCGCCGAGGACCUGGGCCAGGAAGAAGUGGUCCAGCAGUGCAUGCGGAACCAGCCAUGGCUGGAGCAGCUCUUUGAUUCCUUCAGCGACCUGCUGGCCCAAGCACAGGCCCACAGCCGCUGCGGGUGACUGUGCCCUGCCUACUGGGGGAUGCCUCCUCCGCGAACCGAGAAUUGGGACAGAACUGUGUCCUCAGGAGCUCACGCCCCCUCUCCACCUCCAGUUGCUCCUGGAGGGAAAGGGAUGGUCCUUGACCAGGGGGUGUCCACACUGUGUCCCCAGGGCAGGGUUCAACCACCACCUCUCCGAGCUCUCUAUUCCCUCCCACCCUGCCCCUGUUCGGUGUACAGAGAAAUUAUUUAUAUAUAUGUAUAAAUGUCAAUUUAGAAACUUGCCCUGUCCCCUACCCCAGCCCCCCUCUCCACGGCCAUCGCUCCUGCCCCUCCACUGUGUACAUAAUGUAUAGGAAAAUUCUAUGUAUGGUUGAGGGAUGCAGGGCAGCUUCAGGGAGCUGGGGUUCCCCUCUCUCCUGCCAAGCUCUCCUCCCCAGGCCAACAUCUUUGAUAAAGGCCACUCCCCAGGGCAUUCGGCGUUGGGUGGGAGGGGCCAAACACAUCUUAAUUAUUUUUACUCUUAUUUAUUGUACAUACCAGGGGCAGGGCAGUGGGGGAGAGGGAGGGAGAAAGCUCCCCUCCUUCUGCCCCUUUCACUCCUUUUCUACAGCGAUUCGUCUGUGUUUGUCCUCCCAGCCCCUGGUUCCUUCCCCAUCGUCUUCUGGAUGUGGUUCUAUUUUUUAAUCAGUCCCCCCCUUCCCACUCCUCCCUUCUGUGCCGUCCCCUCGUUUCCAGUUGUCUCUGGCUCCUCCUUGGGUUCCAUACAACUCCCCUUGUAUACACUGUGUACACACGACCAGCCAAACAAAACCCAACAGCAACACUUUACCAGCAGGCUGCAGUCCUCUGUCCCGCGGCGUAGGGGUGGGCCUGGGCCGGGGCUGCAGGAACAGAGCCCAUGAAGGUAGACACCCUGAGGUGAGGGUGUGUUCAACCCUGAAAUUUAAUGACCUCAAACAGCAAACACCAAUUUUGUGGGUUUCUGAGGGUCAAGAGAUUGGGGUUGUGGUGCCAGCUUGGAGUCUGUCACAAGGGAAAAUAUUGGGCUGGGCAGUAGCUGUCCAAGUUUUGAGGCCUCAUGGCCUCCAUGCAAGGUGAUUCUCAGUUUCCUGCUGUGUGUCUUCACCAUGGAGUUCAUUUGAGUAUCCUUAAAAUAUGGUGGGUGAUGUUUCCUAGAGCCAGGGUUCUGGCAGUGAGUGAGGAGGCCUCUUUUCAUCAUAAGGAAGGCAUUCAUUCAGUUCAUGGAAAGGGGAAUUAAACUCCACUUUUUGUCUUUUG